AUGUUGUGGCAUCAUGGCUCAUUUGGCUACAGCGCAACCCUCGGGCCACCUCCUCCUACGGAACAGAAGUCCCAAAGACUGAAAGGCAAGGCUAGGAAAACUGCCAAGCAAGUGACAGCUCCGCAAAAUGGGUCAGACAAACAGACUUCGAAGCCCAAAUACACCCUUGCUGUCAAAGACUUCAUAUCUCUAUCUGAGCACAUCGCUGGCGUUACAGACAAGACUGUCGAAAUCCCCGAGUACUUUAACGUCGCACUCAACCGAGUAAUCUCGGUUCGGAGCAUCAGAUUCUCGUCACAAUUUUUUGUGACUGUGCUAGAGAAGGUUCGCGAAUCGCUGAAACCCUUGACGAAGUCCAACGCCCUGGAUCUUAGCAGCAUCAAGAAUGCUACACCAAGGGCCGGCGGAGACCGAGCUAGGCAGAGUGAACUUCGAAAUCUAUUCGAAGUCUUGGAUGUAUACGAACCCUCUGCGGAGUUCCUGGCUGCACCAGACGUGGUGCCUUCACCUUCACCUGUGGAACUGGAAUAUACUGUUGAGGAGCCGACCGACUCAAUCAUUGAGGCCUUCAUGGCCAUGACCAUGUUGGUGAACGACCUCUCCCGCCUGCGUGCUGAGAUAGCUGACCUUUGGGCUCGGCAUAACACCGGAGAACUCGAUCUGCCAACUGUUUCGGUAGCGACGAACGCAGCGAUUGAGCUUGCGCACAGCAUGGAAGAUGAAGUCUAUCCAUUGAUGAAGUUCUUGGUCGAAACUGUACCUUUCCACGAGCUGUACUGGACCGGUAUUUGCAAACAAGCUGGUCUUGAUGCGCUCACGCCACAAUCGCCGCCCCACGCAGAUGAUUAUAACUUUCAAGUUUACGACAUCGCAGAUGCGCUUUUCAUCAAUUCCCGUAAUGCCCUUUUGGUCUUUCUCGCCAACUUCCAGCCGCCAAUCAUGAGUUACAAUGGUAAAUGGGGUCCAUUCGACAAGAAUGCGCGCCAGCCACCUCAGACGAAUAGAGAGAAAUAUGCCCGCGACAAGUCAACUUUGCAAGAAGUGCUCCAGGAUCUUCCUCUACUCUUUAAUCGUCCGGGAGUUAUUGAGGAUCAGUUCGUCCACGCUUUCGCUGCCGCUCGGACAUCCUACAACAAAGCGAACUCGAACCAGCAACCGCCAAUCUAG
Messenger RNA from Alternaria postmessia, 1167 nucleotides. RefSeq lists its product as uncharacterized. The coding region runs from base 1 to 1167 and encodes 388 amino acids. NCBI's taxonomy places the organism in Eukaryota, Fungi, Ascomycota, Dothideomycetes, Pleosporales, Pleosporaceae. The record is from RefSeq and is a predicted model, not a curated record. The transcript has 3 exons.